Molecule: messenger RNA, 1533 nt
Organism: Chaetomium strumarium
Lineage: Eukaryota; Fungi; Ascomycota; Sordariomycetes; Sordariales; Chaetomiaceae
Product: cytochrome P450
Exons: 2
Coding region: 1-1533 (510 amino acids)
Molecular function (GO): monooxygenase activity; oxidoreductase activity, acting on paired donors, with incorporation or reduction of molecular oxygen; iron ion binding
Source: RefSeq, a predicted model, not a curated record
AUGGCUUUGUCGUCUGUGCCGGCCGGCUACGUGCUGUGGGCCGUCGUAGCCCUCGUCGGGGUCGGGGUCGUUUAUGAGCUGCUCUUGUCUCCGCUGCGGCAGUUUCCCGGACCGCUGCUCGCAAGGUUCACCGACUUCUACCGUGCCGGGCUCACGCUGACCGGCCGGCUCGAUCACUGGAAGCGCGCCUGGCACCGAAGAUGGGGCCCGGCGGUGCGUGUCGGGCCCAAUGCCAUCAGCCUCGGUGACCCGGACCUCAUCAGGGUCAUCUACACCACCAAGAAUGCCUGGCUCAAGACGGACAUGUACCGGCCGAACGACCUCCUGGUCGAUGGCAAGCGCAUCCAAAACAUCUUCAACACGCCGGACAAGGCGUUCCACGCCAAGUACACGAAGCCCAUCGUCGGCUUCUGGAGCCAGACCAGGAUCCUCGAGUUCGAGCCGCUCAUGGAUGAGACGCUGCGAUUCCUGGUCGACACCCUGGGCAAGCGCUUCGCCGACACGGGCGCAGUCUGCCCCAUGGACGACUGGGUGACGUACUUCUCGUGGGACACGGCCGCCAACGUCAGCUUCGGGCAGCCCUACGGCUUCAUGCAGGAGGGCCGGGAUGUCGGCGGCAUGAUCGCCGAGUCGACGGCGGGGCUCAAGUACUUCGCGCCCGUGUCUCAGAUCCCCUGGAUCGACGAGUGGCUCGACAAGAACCCCGUGUGGCGCAUCGGGCCGCGUCCGCUCGUCAACGGCUUCGUCUACACAGUCAAGAUCCUCGAGGAGUACCGCCAGCAGCUGGCCGCGGGGACGGCCAAGAAGAAAUCCGUCGACCUGAUCAUCGACAAGUACAACAGCCUCAAGGGCACCGUCGACUUUGUGGAUGACGCGCAGGUCCUCAACUGGCUCAUGCUCAACGUCCUGGCCGGCGGCGACUCCACCGCGGGCGCCAUGUUCUCUGUUGUGUACCACCUCGGCCGCAACCCAGACGCGCAGGCCAAGCUCGUCGCGGAGCUCGACGCCGCCCACGUCGCGGUGCCGGCGCAGUUCAAGGACAUUAAGAACCUCCCCUACCUGGACGCCGUCAUGUACGAAUCGCAGCGCAUCAGCCCGGCGGUGGGGCUCAUGUUGGAGCGCGAGGUGCCCGCGGGCGGGCUACGGCUCGCCGACGGACGGUACAUCCCCGCGGGGACCAAGGUGGGCAUCAAUCCAUGCGUGGUGACGCGCGAUCGGGGCCUGUACGGCGAUGACGUCGACGCCUUCCGACCGGAGCGGUGGCUGCGGCGCACGGGGGAGACGGACGACGACUACGCGCACCGGCACCGCCGCAUGGCCGAGGCCGCUGACCUGAUGUUCGGCGCCGGCAACCGCGUGUGCAUGGGGAAGCAUUUCGCCAAGACGGAGAUGUACAAGCUGUUUGCGACGCUGUACCGCGUCUUUGAUAUCAAGCUCGCAAAGCCGGACCACGAGUGGAAGCAUUUCAAUGCGUGGUUCAUGUUCCACAAGGACAUCCCCAUGAUCAUCAAGCGCCGCGACAAGGCCUUGUGA